This is a messenger RNA of Clonostachys rhizophaga, 1593 nucleotides long. Lineage: Eukaryota; Fungi; Ascomycota; Sordariomycetes; Hypocreales; Bionectriaceae. The record is from the annotation of a GenBank genome assembly.
AUGGCGUCGAGUAGAGCAUUUGCCGGGCCCCCAUCCCAAGCAUCUGCAUCCACGCCUGUUAACGGUGGCUCCGCUGACGACCCAGGUGAUCUUCCACCACCGUACCAAGCAAGGGGAGGGAUCACCUCGGAGACUUCACACGGGCACUUAUUCGCGGACGAACCACCACCGGACUAUGAGGAAUCAAAUUCUGGUUCUCGCAGAACAACAAUGGAAGCAGCGUCGGUUGCCAUUGCUCAGAGCUUACACGUCAUUCCAGAGACUGCCUUGUACCUGCUGGGCAAAGGCGGACAAUCAAUAAGGAACCGUGUAGAGGAUGAUCGCACUGAUUUCUUAGACCCAUCUAUCUGGAAAUUCGAGCUGGCUUGUUUGGUUUGCUUUGAGUAUGCAACCAAGUGCUGCUGCCUAUCGGGAUACCCGGUCAUCAGCGUCGAGCCUGGCACUCUCCCCAACGCGAAGAUGCCGAACAAGACUUUCCCACACCGCGCAGGUCUCGUUCGGGAGCUGGGUGGUCAGAAGCCGGCGCAUAUGGCGUCGGUCGUUGCACAUUCACUAUGGCCUGUGAUUUGCCAGGGGAUGAUUCCUAUAUUUAACGAGAACCGACUUGUCGUGCUUCGUUCCAAAGCUCUCGACCAAGCUGUGAAUCCUAAAGAUAUCCUCAAACUCAUGCGCAAGCCCUGCACUCGGUCUUCGGCACAAAAUUGCAACUGUUGUGGAAAUCUCAUCUGCGAGAAGGUUGUCACGAGACAUGGUCUUCGUAGAAACAAGGAGGCCUUGCGAAGAGCCACGAUAUACACGUACACGAUCCGUGGAAGAUCUAUCUCCGCGGUACAAUUGAUCAACGGAAAAACUUGUUUUGAUCUCAAAGAGCUUGGUUUAAUCGACAUGGAUACGUUUGCUGAGGAGGAUUUCCUAUUUUAUUGCUCCAUUCUUCCGACUUUUGGACUGAAGGGGACAUCGAUGAGGAUCAAAGACCCAUAUCUUCUUAACUGGGACCAGCUUUUAAUGAGCCUUCUGCAAGAAACGUUGUCGUGCGAGAGAGGGAAGACUAAUAGAUAUGAACCGGUCACUGCUACCAAGCUUAGUUAUAGAGAUACCGUCCACGGCGUGCUUCGCGGCGAAAACUUCGGAAUCGGCCCGGGAUUUCUAGUACUAGAUUGGCCUCACCCUCCUCGAGCAUCAUCAAAGCCGGUUGUGGAGAGCGGCUACAUCAUGGGACUCGUAAUGGGAAUCAAUCAGCCUCGUCGUGCGGAAAGGGCUGGAUUCUUUUCCACCUUGGGUAGCGCACAACCUGUCCUAGAUGACCUACCAGGUAGUCCAAAGGAUGGGUGGACAAAUCUAACUUUCGAUACCAAGGAGUCAGACACGCCAACAUUGAAGAAGGGAUCUGGUUUCAUCAGCCAGAGAUCGCCAGUCGGAAUGGCAAAGCGCCCGGUCCCGGGUGUUGUGUGCUACCAGAGAUGCAACGCGACAGAGAAGAAUAAGAGAAUUCAAGCGCAUUUUGCAGGCUUCGCCCCCCCUGCAGAAGGUGGUGAGGAGACGACAGUUUAUAUCAUCGGAGACAAUGCGAUUAGAUGCCUCUCUAUUUCUUGA